AUGGGGAUGGUGACGCACGACUACUUUGACUACGUCAUGGGCUUCAUCCUCACGCUGAACGCGGUGCUCAUCGGCUUCCAAGUGGACUUGGCCGGCAAGGAGUCCAGCGACCCCUUCUGGUCGCGGAUGCUGGACGUGGUGUUCUGCAGCAUCUUUGUCAUGGAGCUCUUGCUUCGCGUCAGCGCGCAUGGGAAGAAGUUCCUGAGCAUGGAAGGGUACCAGUGGAACUUCUUCGACCUCUUCAUCGUGGGCUUCAGCGUGGCGGACGAGCUCACGAAGCUGGUGCUCAGCGACUCGGAGGUGCAGCAGGUCUUCGACAGCUUCGGGAUGCUCCGCCUCCUCCGACUUGGCCGCAUCGUGCGCCUGGUGCGCAUGGUGCGGCUCAUCCCUGCGCUGAAGUCCAUGGUCUACCUCAUCCUGGCGUCCUUGAAGAGCUUCCUGUGGACGGUGGUGCUGUUGAUCAUCCUGAUGUACUGCGUCGCGGUCUACUUCACAGAGCUCGCCUGGGAUUUGCAGCAUCGGCAUCCGCAAAAAGACCUUAGCUCCAUCAAGCAAACCUGGGGAUCCAUUGGCAACUCCAUCCUCUCGCUCUUCCAGGCGAUCACCGGAGGGGACGACUGGCACAACUUCAUUAUGAUCUUCGACGAGUUUUCCGGCGGGACGGCCAAUGUGAACACUCUCGUGUUCGCGCUGUUCAUCGCUUUUGCCACGCUCGUGAUGAUGAACCUGGUCACGGGCGUCUUUGUGGACGGUGCCCAGCGGAUCGCGCGGGAGGAAAAGAACCAGGACCUGUUGAAGCAUGUGCGGCGACUCCUUGCGCCGGAGCUGCGCGGCGCAGUGGCCGGCCGCACCACCGUCCGCACGACAUCAGCAGGACUUGGAGGAGAGGAGGGAGAUGGCAGUGAUCUGUUGACCUGGGCGGAGUUCUGCCGGAAGUUGGACACCGAAGAGAUGCGCGCCUACCUCACCGCCUUCGAGAUGGACUCGGGCCAGGCCAAGGACAUAUUCUACAUUCUGGACCAAGACCGUGUGGGCAAAGUGACCAUGCACGAGUUCUUCUCCGCCUGCGUCAACCUUCAUGGAACGCCAAGGUUGGCGGACACCGCAAUUCUGCGGCAUUUGGUCCAGAGAACCUUCGCUGACUUGGUGGAACACCUGGCGCGCUUGGAAUCCAUCCUGGAUGGAGGAUGCUUCGUGCCAGAUCCCUUCGGAAAACAGAGGAUGACGCCCAGUCUGGCAUCGCCGGCAUCUCCAGACUCCCCGCAGUCCACGCAUACAUCCCCGACCUUCUUCCCUGAUGAUGCGGACACAGCGGGCGACUGA
Messenger RNA from Effrenium voratum, 1323 nucleotides. NCBI's taxonomy places the organism in Eukaryota, Dinophyceae, Suessiales, Symbiodiniaceae. The record is from the annotation of a GenBank genome assembly.